Messenger RNA from Amblyraja radiata (thorny skate), 5558 nucleotides. It is a transcript of the gene cep162, whose product is annotated as centrosomal protein 162. NCBI's taxonomy places the organism in Eukaryota, Metazoa, Chordata, Chondrichthyes, Rajiformes, Rajidae. The record is from RefSeq and is a predicted model, not a curated record. The transcript is spliced from 28 exons. Bases 261 to 4706 code for a protein of 1481 amino acids. Gene Ontology annotation, biological process: cilium assembly. Gene Ontology annotation, cellular component: nucleoplasm; centriolar satellite; centriole.
CCUGGCCGUUAGCAGCUUCAGUUGGUGUUGUUGUGGCGGCGGUUGGAGCGCGAGGCCCCGGGUCCCGGGCUCGGCAACCGGUCACUGCACGAGCCGUUAGUGCAGCAAGUGGAGGCGAUGCAAUGCAAUGCAAAGCACGAAGCCGCAGGAGGAAACCCAGUGGCGCUCUGGCAGCAUCUGUGGAGGGAACGGACAGUCGAGAGAGCUUCUACAGACCGCAAGUACCAAUCUGAAGAAUCGGCUACUGCCACCCUGAAACCAUGAAUCAUAAACUCACCAAUGAAGAAAUAGAAGAGCAGUUUGAACAAUUCUUGAAAGAGUCUGUUUCAGAUGAAUCUGUUGAUUUAGGAAAUUCACCAAAAUCCAGUGUUCUGAAUUCAUUGGGGAAGCAUAAUAGAAAGGAAACAAAAAAGGAUACAAAACCGUGGUGGAUUAAUGAAGACGAUUCUGACAAUGGGCAACCCCCUCUGAGAAGGUUUACCAAACUGAAAAGACAGCCAGCUGUCAUUGAUGCUGGCACUGAAACACUGAAGAUAGAAAUUGGUGAAGAACACAAUGGAAACCCACAAUCACAAAGCCCAGGUUCACAUGAGGAUAUGCUGCCAACCAAUCAGAGCUAUCUCAAAUCUCAGAGAUUCUCACAAUCAAUUGCAGAGACUGAAGAAGAGCAACAAGCGGAGAAGAUUUUGCUCCAAGGUGAUGAGCGGUCUUCAGUGUCCAUCAGUAGAGACAGUUUGGAACCAAAUGACUCUAUUGUGGCAUCAGGCCCUGCACAAACCACUAUUGGACCUGGACUUGAUACACUCGAAGAAGAGGAGGAGAAAGAACAGUUUUUUGCUAAUCUUGAGACGGGCGCUUCCUCUACUAUUGACUAUUCAAGGCUAAUUAAAGAGCUUGAAUCGACAGGUUCAACAGCCAUAAAUGCUUUGAAUCAACAAGAAGAUGAGUUUGCAGCAUUAGAGGAGGAGGAAACAAAUGAAGUUGAGUCUCCAAGACCUAAAAGUGUCACCGCUUCAAGACACUAUAGUGAAGAUUUUGAAGAGGAUUCUGUUCAGAUUGGUGAAGAAUUUGAAUCAAAUAAUAAUAUAACGAAAGCUAAAUAUAUUCUAGAUGGCAAUGAAGAUGCAAGAGAAGCCAAAGAACAGGAAGUAAAGCCAGGCAUGCUAGCAAAAGUCAUACUGCUAGAUUCAUUAGAUUCAACGCUGGAUACACAUAAGUUAUUACAAUCUGGGGAUGACCGAUCUAUGGAAAAACAAUCAACAGAUGGAAAAAUUGGACUGGACACAGCAUCUCAAAUGAAUGCCACAGCUAUUUCCGGUGGGCAAACUAACAGUGAUAUUGAAGCCCUACAUCAAGCGUAUCGUAAAAUUGAUCAGUCUCUGGAAAGUACAGGGGCGGGACAAGAUUCAAUAAAUGGAAGAGACACUAACUUUGCUCUGCAUCCUCAGAGCCAUGUUGGAGACUCGGCAAAGAAUAUUUCCACAACUGAAUCUGAUUUGCCUACAGUGGAAGAACUAAUGAAACCUAUUAAAGGGGAUGCUCUAUUUCCAAGAGGAUUUGACUUGCAUUCAAUAAGUACAAAUGCCCAGCAGGAGGGUGAAGUUGCAGCAACAUGCAGUAAACAGAUGGAUUCCAGUGGUCCGAGUCUCUUUCAACCACAGCUUAACUCUAACACUUCAUGUGAAAGACACACAUACCAAGAAGUAUCUGAGAGUUCAUUGAAGGAAAAUGCAAACCACACAAGUAGAAUUUCUGAUGAUGAUGUGGAAGCCUUAAUUAAUGAAAUAAAAAAUGAUUCUGCAAGCAAACACAGUCUCAUAGCUUCCACUUCACAAGCUGUUUCCCACCGAGAUUACCAGAUUUACGCCAAGGCCAAAAGCCCAAGCUUAACGAACAAGAAGCACUUUGGUGGAAACUACACAUCUGUCAGAAGCUCGGGAUAUGGCAAAGUUAGUACAUUGAAAAAAGAUCCCCUUGGUGCUAGUGAAAAACCGACUCAUUUAUCUCCAACAAAGCAAGCUGUGCCAGUGAAAGGCUUUACAACUAGAUCCUCACCUGACCAUACAAAAGGCAGACCUAAAGGACAGUUAUUUAUAACACAGACAAUCAGAUCAGAAAAACAAAAACCUGCAGAAAAUAACCUUGAAAAUCCACUGUUUACUUCAAUGCAGUCAUCCUUUACACCACUUCAGCGACAGAUGAACAGUGGGCCAAAUCAUACAAAAUUACUUGGUGGCCUCGCACCAGAACAAUUAAUUACAAGAGACAAUUGGGAGCUUUCAAAAGGAAAUGGACAAAGAUUGUCGGAGCCCGGUAGCGUAUGUAGGGAACUUGUCCUACUGCAAAAACUAGAAGAGGCACAUGAGAAAUGGAGCACAGAGCACGGCCUGGUUGAAAAGCUGAAAGAAAAGCUGGAAAGGAAAGAAGAAGAACUUGUUGGCAAAAAUGAAGAACUGAAGAAACUUCCUCAAUUAAAUGAGGAGAUUUACAUGCUUCAAUCAAAGCUGUGCAGCUUGGAAACUAGUAAAAAAAAAUUAACAAUUGGAGGCAUAUUGGAUCCUGUGACUGAAGAAAAACUUAAGUUAAUUGAAAAGGAAGUUCAAGAGCAAGAAACUAUUAUUCACGGCUACGAUCAGGAAAAUGAAAGGCUUUGCACGCAGGUGAAAGAUUUGCAAAUGGUUAAUAAAAGAAAUGAAGAGAAAAUGUUCAAUGAAUCCCGCCAGUUAAUGUCGGAAAUACGACAACUAAAGGAACAGUUGAAGAAGAAGAAUAUGAAGCAAGUGUCAAUCCAUGAUGUACAGCCAUCUGAGCAAAAUAAAAAUCAGAAUAUUGACGACUUGGUUUCACAGCUUAGAAUUCAACAGAGAGAAGAGGUUAAGCUUACAGAAGAGAUUAAAAAACUUAAACAAGAGAAACAAGCAUUAGAGGUGGACCUAGAAAAAAUGAAGAAAGAAUGUAAUAUGGCUAAAGAACAACUUACUAAUACCUCAGGUGAUAAAGAUUUUGUAAUGAAAAUAAUGGAAGAACAGAAUAAGCAAGAAAUCCAUCGUCUCACCAAGAGGUUGCAAUGGUAUGCAGAAAACCAGGAGAUGUUGGACAGGGAUACCGCACGGCUUAAAACAGCAAAUGUAGAGAUUGAGAAGCUAAAGGAGCAGAUUGAAAAGCUUGCAGCUGAUUCCAAAGUCAGAAAUUCACCUCCUGAGAAACGUGCAAAGGGCAGAGCACUUGAAGCCAAGCGAAUUCAGGACCUUGAGCGACAAGUGAAAGAAAUGGAAGAGAUAAUUCGAAGGCGCUAUCCAAAUUCCUUGCCUGCCCUUAUUUAUGCCGCGGCUUCUGUACCUGAUGCAUCAGCUGAAACUGAAGGCAACCUGUAUUCAAGAGCUUUUUAUGAAAAAAGGAUAAAGAAGCUAGAAGCUGACCUAGAGGGGAAAGAUGAAGAAGCAAAGAAGUGCUUGAGAACAAUGGAACAACAGUUUCAAAAAAUAAAGAUUCAGUAUGAACAGAGAGUCUCGGAGCUUGAACAAUAUUUAACACACAAAAUAGUUAACGAAAAGGAAAAACUAGAUGCUGAUUCCAAAAUGAAGAUACUUGAAGAAGAAAUUCUCAAGUUGAAAGAAGCCCACAAGUUCAAAGAAAAUCAUCUCAGGGGUGACAUUGAAAAGCUGAAAAAUCAGCUUUACCAGGCAGAAUUAAAACUGAUGGAAAGAGAAGAUAGCUCCCUACGAAUGGUUGACCAGCACAUGCACAAUUCAUAUCAACAAGCUAAGAUUGAAAAACUCAAUUUAGAGCUAGCUGCAAAAAACCGAGAGAUACAAGAGCUUUCAAAGACUUUAGAGCGUCUUCAGGCCGAGAGAAGAUUGCUCCUUAAUAAUAAAACAGCUACUGACAAAUAUGAUGCUCGGCAGAAGUCCACCAAGAAGUCCAGAAAAGGAAAAGAGUCUUUCCCAGCAGCAUUUGAUGAAAAAGCUUAUCAGCCAAAUGACUUCUCUGAUUCUCAUAUAUCAGAGGUUCUGAAAGAAAAUGACAUAUUGAAGAACAACAUAGAAAGAUUGUCUUUGGAAAUGGACAAGCAACGAGUACAAUUGGCCCAGUAUGAAAAUGAAGUGAGGAGGACCCAGGGAGGCCUUUCUGAGCAUGUUGCAGCAUUAAACGCGUCUCAUCAACAAGAAAUAGAACAGAUAUUGACGCAGCAUGCUCUGGAACACUCCUCCUCCAAAGUGGCUGAAUUGACGAAUAAAAUCACUGCUCAAGAGGUUAUGAUAAAGCACCUUCGAGAACAGAUUACUGAGUUGCAGAAUGAUCGUGAGGCACUUUCGUUUGCAAAACUCCGCGAGGAAAAGCUGCAGACACAGAUUGCCAAGCUCUUCGAUGAACUCGGGGAAGCCAAGGAGAAUCACAGUCCAGAGAUGAGGCACUUUGUGGCAUUGGAAAGGAAAAUUCAGAAGAUGGAGCUCAAGUAUGCUCAGAGAGAGCAGGAAUUCCAACAGUUAAUUCAGAAAGCUCGGCACUCUGCUGAUGCGGAUCAAAUUCAAGAGGUGGAGAAGUGGAAGAAGCUAGCACAAUUGAAAAAUUAUGAACUGGAACAUUUCCGAACGGAACUCGAUUCCAUACUGGACGUUCUCCGUGAACUGCAGAGACAAGGAAUUGUGAUUCCAGCUCCUAGUUCCGUUCGACAGAAUAUCGCAACAUUUACUAGGCAAUUGUAAUACUAUAAACAAAUUGAUUCACUUUUAUUAUGUUAUAGAGUCUCUCACUGGCAUGUGUAUGCAGACGAGUAGCCUGUGAGGCUCAACCAUCUUGACGGCUGCUCACAAAAUCCAUUGUACGUGUAUUUCCAAAGGUCAUAAACUGUUUGGAUGAAGUGUUUGGCACCUUCCCCUUAUCUGAAGUUUUAGCCUCCUGCAGCUCGAGCCAAUCGGCACAAUCUAUUAAGGGAAUUUUGCUUGAGUACAUCUAAUUUCCUUAUUAAAAUCCUUUCACUGAGAGCGCCUCAUUGAUAUAUUACUAUCUAGCAAGUCUGCAAGACAGUGAUGUGUAUCUGAAAUACUUAUGAUAUUCAUCCAUUUGUUUUUGAACAUUAAUAUUUUUGUACAUUUUUGUGAAUAUAUUUGCCAGAUACGCUAGUCAUUCAUAUGUUACUACAUAAUCUGAUAUUAGGGCCAGGAUUUGGUAAAUUAUGUAUACACUGUGUAUAACAACACAUAUUUGGAAGCAAUGAUUGAUUUAGAUGACAAUUUCUCCUUAAUUUAUAACUUCAGUGCGAAUAAUAUCACCAAAUAGUUUCAAAAACGGAAUACCCCAAUAAAAAUGAACCACCCACAACACAGGAGAAGAGAUUAGUUAUUAAAUAUCUCUUUGUCCAUUUACAACUGUACAUAUUAUUGGGAGUUUUUUGAUAUGUUCUUGAACUGUAAACAUUUUAGUAAAGUACCUAUCAAAGUCAGCUUGUUCCAAUGAAAUGUACAUUUUCUUUUGAUAAUAUACAACAAAUUGAAGCAUAAGUAUUUAUGUAUAUUUUGGUUUUGUCAUAAUAAAUCAUAUUAAUUUUGACAUCAAAA